AUGAGUGCCAUGUUGGAAACCCCUGAGCUGCCAGCAGUGUUUGAUGGGGUGAAGCUGGCUGCAGUUGCUGCUGUGCUGUAUGUUAUUGUUCGCUGCUUGAAUUUAAAAAGCCCAACUGCCCCUCCUGAACUCAUCUACCAGGACUCUGCUUUGGCCCGCUUUCUGCUCAAAUCCUGCCCACUUUUGACCAAAGAGUACAUUCCACCCCUGAUCUGGAGUGGACAUAUCCAGACUGCCCUUUAUGGAAAAAUGGGGAGAGUGAGAUCACCACAUCCGUAUGGACUCCGCAAGUACCUGACGAUGCCAGAUGGAGCAACAGCCACCUUUGAUCUCUUUGAGCCACAGUCUGAGCACUGCACUGGAGAUGAUGUCACGAUGGUGAUCUGCCCUGGGAUUGCCAACCACAGUGAAAAGCAGUAUAUCCGUACUUUUGUUGACUAUGCUCAAAAAAAUGGGUACAGGUGUGCUGUCCUGAACCACUUGGGAGCCUUACCAAACAUUGAGCUCACUUCUCCACGGAUGUUCACGUAUGGUUGCACCUGGGAAUUUGGUGCCAUGGUUAAUUACAUCAAGAAGACCUACCCUCAGACCCAACUGGUCGUUGUGGGCUUCAGCCUGGGUGGAAACAUUGUGUGCAAAUAUGUGGGAGAGAGCCAGGCCAACCAGGAGCGAGUGCUGUGCUGCGUCAGCGUGUGCCAGGGGUACAGUGCACUGAGGGCACAGGAAACCUUCAUGCAGUGGGAUCACUGUAGAAGAUUUUACAACUUCCUCAUGGCAGACAACAUGAAGAAGAUCAUCCUUUCUCACAGGCAAGUUCUUUUUGGAGAUAACAACCUGAAGAAGCCACAGAGCCUGUUAGAUGCAGAUCUGAGCAAACUCUAUACAGCAACAUCCCUUAUGCAGAUUGAUGAUAACAUUAUGAGGAAGUUCCAUGGCUACAGUUCCCUGAAGGAAUAUUAUGAAAAAGAAAGCUGCCUGCAGUAUCUGCACAGGAUCCAUGUUCCCCUUCUGUUGGUUAAUGCUGCUGAUGACCCUCUUGUGCAUGAGAGUCUUCUAUCAAUUCCAAGAGCUCUUUCAGAGAAACGGGAAAACGUCAUGUAUGUGCUGCCCCUUCAUGGAGGCCAUCUGGGAUUUUUUGAGGGGUCUGUACUAUUCCCAGAACCUCUUACGUGGAUGGAUAAGCUUGUGGUGCAGUAUGCCAAUGCCAUUUGCCAGUGGGAGAAGACAAAGUCUCACUGCUCAGACUCAGAGCAGGCUGUAUCUGGCCAGGAGUAAACGACCCAAAGACUCUGGAUCACUUCAGUAUAUUUCUCCCUUUGGGAACAUCUUGUUUGUUCCCACACCUGCUGCUUCAGGUUUCC
Chaetura pelagica (chimney swift) is the source of this 1361-nucleotide messenger RNA. RefSeq names its product abhydrolase domain containing 2 (gene ABHD2). The transcript has 10 exons. Gene Ontology annotation, biological process: medium-chain fatty acid biosynthetic process; steroid hormone receptor signaling pathway; sperm capacitation. Lineage: Eukaryota; Metazoa; Chordata; Aves; Apodiformes; Apodidae. Bases 1 to 1275 code for a protein of 424 amino acids. Gene Ontology annotation, molecular function: monoacylglycerol lipase activity; acetylesterase activity. Gene Ontology annotation, cellular component: sperm plasma membrane; sperm flagellum. The record is from RefSeq and is a predicted model, not a curated record.